Messenger RNA from Chilo suppressalis (striped riceborer), 378 nucleotides. NCBI's taxonomy places the organism in Eukaryota, Metazoa, Arthropoda, Insecta, Lepidoptera, Crambidae. The record is from the annotation of a GenBank genome assembly.
CUGUCAUACGCAUUGCAGAUUUGUAUUGCUCGCGGAUUCUCAUAGAUUUUAAAUUGGAAUAAAAAUAUUAAGUAGACUCAGUCGAAACAACAUUUAAGAUGUUGAGAUUAGGAAUUCGUUCGAUGAUAACAACUAUAGUACGGUCAAGGGGACUGCUUACGAAAUUGCCGACACCUAUGCGAAUGCAAAAACUAAACAGCCAUCACGAUGGACCGACACAGCCGUUUGAUAACAUGCCUUUCAAAGUUACCAAUCGGUACCUGACAACGAUAAUUUUUGCAUUCAUGUUCGGCUCCGGCCUUUGGGCGCCUUUCUUUAUUGUAUGGUACCAAAUGGCUAAAAAGACAUUGUGAAUGUCAAGAUUACCUUUUAAAUAAA